AUGGGCAAUGGCCCUACCUGCUCGCACCCUCUCUGCCAAACCCAGCGCGGGCUAAGUCCCCGCCGCCGCCGCCGCCGCCGCCACCACCGCCGCGGGGCCGGGCCGGGCCGCGAGUCACUGCGUAGCCGCGGAGGGCGCUCCAGGGUGUCGGCGUGGAGCGGGCGUGCCCGGCUCCUCGGCCUCCAUCUGGCGGCCAGGGCGUCUGCGCGGCCAGGUCUCCAGGCGCCAUGGCGAGAGCCUUCCGACGCCCGGCUCGGGCCCCCGCGAAGUGCUGGGGCGGCAGGGGGUUCCCCGGCGUGGGGAACGGGCUCUGUGAGGUCAGCGCGCCGCGGCCCGGGUCACAAUGCCGUUCUCCCCCUCGACACCCGAGCCCGGUCGCGCCGCAGACACCUGCCCGGCUCCGCCUGGACCGGAGCGUCCUCCCGCGGCCAGGGCUCGGGCAGCUGCCUCCAGCCUGGGAGCGGCCUCGGCCUCCGGCAGGUGAGAACAACCCAGGGGCGAGCGCGGGGAGGGGGUCGCCUGGCGGCCCGGGAGCGGCCUGACAGCCACUCCCCGCGCAGAGCGCCCCGGGGCCUGGACAUGAGUGCCCAGGAGCCCCCGCAGGGUCGGAGAUUCCCCAUUGAGGCCGGAGACUCCCCUGGCCUUGCCGCCGUCCCAGAGUCCCAGGACAGCCCGGAGCCAGUAGCUACGGAGCACAACCCGGUCAGGCCGCUUCGACGCUGCCCGGGCUGCCACUGUCUGACGCUGCUGCACGUGCCCAUCGACGUCUACCUGGCCAUGGGCGGGAGCCCCCGGGCCCGCGCCACCUGAGUGCGCCUGCGCACGGCAGCUCCCCGGGAGCCGGGCGGGGACGAGGCCCUCCGCGGGCCACCACGCUGAGGUCGCACGCGCCGAGCACGAGACAGUGAUGCACAUUUUAAAAUAAAAGAAUGAUGCACAUUUUAAUAAAGCACAGCAUAAACUGUUCUUUCCA
Oryctolagus cuniculus (rabbit) is the source of this 973-nucleotide messenger RNA. Lineage: Eukaryota; Metazoa; Chordata; Mammalia; Lagomorpha; Leporidae. The record is from RefSeq and is a predicted model, not a curated record.